AUGAACGCGCACAAUGCGACCUUUUUACCAUCUCAAUUUGAUGCAAACAGAGGCUUCGGAAGUACUGCAGCUCAAGCCUUCGGGCCCGCCGGUGGUUUUACUUUCCAGGACAACGAGAUGGACCUCUCCGGAGGCGAUAGGGGUGUCGAUCAGCCCAGCCCCGCCACCAUAAGCUCACAGUCAAGAGGAGGCUCGACGUCACAUUCCUCUUACUCACCAGGCCAACCAAUCGAACACAACAUGCCAUACCGGGCAUCGCCAAAGAUGACUGGGCCAGGCUCUGGCAGCGUCUUCCCAGACCUCGCAGCUAGUGGAGGAACGUUUCCUACAAACGGCUUCAAUCUACCCAGAAACAUGGGUAAUGAUGCUUAUACUGAUGGCUUCGUAAUGGGUAACGAAUGGGAAUACGCAGCGUUGAACGCAGGGACAGGCCUGACGCCCAUGGCAGACGCGUCCUGGGAUUCGAUGUUGGAAAGCGUCACGAUGGGAUGGGAUUCAGUUGGCCCUGGGCAUGAGAAUCAACCGAAUGCUGCUGGAGUAUGA
Alternaria hordeiaustralica is the source of this 543-nucleotide messenger RNA. RefSeq lists its product as uncharacterized. The record is from RefSeq and is a predicted model, not a curated record. The transcript has a single exon. The coding region runs from base 1 to 543 and encodes 180 amino acids. NCBI's taxonomy places the organism in Eukaryota, Fungi, Ascomycota, Dothideomycetes, Pleosporales, Pleosporaceae.